Molecule: messenger RNA, 3900 nt
Organism: Eremothecium gossypii ATCC 10895
Lineage: Eukaryota; Fungi; Ascomycota; Saccharomycetes; Saccharomycetales; Saccharomycetaceae
Gene: POM152
Product: Pom152p
Exons: 1
Coding region: 1-3900 (1299 amino acids)
Biological process (GO): protein import into nucleus; nuclear pore organization
Cellular component (GO): nuclear pore transmembrane ring
Molecular function (GO): structural constituent of nuclear pore
Source: RefSeq, marked provisional
AUGAUGGGCAUGAAGUAUCGAUAUGAUGUCCCGGCUGAGAAACGGUCUUGGCGGGAUACGAUGCAGCAUAAUGAGAAGCUGUACCGAAAGUCGUCAUCUUUCGAUGCCGAUUCGCUGCUAAGAUCACAGGCGACUUCACAGGAAGAGGUGACGGAGAAAGAGGAAACAGUGGAACGUACUGAGGUUGAUGUAAAGACUGUGAUUGCCUCGGAAAAGGUUACGGAGCAGAUGGGGGCUGUGCGCGAGCGGCCGCUCAUAAGCACUGAGGUGUUAGACGUGCCGAGCCAGCGUGCACUCGCGUUUUCGCUGUUCCUGAUCAUCCAGACGUACAAACUGUACGAUCUUGUCCUGCUGAAGUCGGGGUUGCCUGUUUCAGGCGUGCUGUUGACGAACUCGAAGUUCAACUUCAUUUCGAAAUACGCGAUUGUGGACUCUCUGUUCCUGUACUUUUUACCGAGCUUCAAGAUUCCAAAGCUGAGGUUUCGGCCGAUAGUGACUUUUCUACAAAUUCUGCUAGCUGUGGCACUUACUAUUCUACUUUCAAACGACACCAACAUUCCUCUCAUUUCACUCUUGGUCUCCGCGUGGGGGCGAUAUAACACGAAGGAGCUGAGCUUAACGGGCGCUUCUGUCAAUCACAGGAAGAUCAUGGACACGUCGUCACACUUUAAGGGCGCGCACACGAUCAAGAUUCUACCUGAGAACACGGUCAUGUUUAAUCCUUUCCACGAGUCAUUCUGCCUGCCAAUGGAAAUGGCGAUCACAGACUUGAAAGUACCAAUUCGUAUAAACUCCACUUCCGAAAUUAGCUUUUUGCAGCUUGAGCAUCACGAUAUCUACACGAACGAGAUACAGCUGCUAAACUUCACCAGAAAGGAACUCUCAAAGAUGAAUGUUAAGAGCGAACCAGAUCCUCAAAUUCUGUACCUACAGGUUCCUCUAGAAAGGGUCGGUUUUUACCAGUUAAAGAAGAUUGUGGAUACAAACAACUUUGGCUUGAGAAUUUAUAAGCCGCAGGUUAUUGUAAGUCAUUGUCCGAUGGCUACUGUUGGGGGAAUUGGCUCCAAGGAUAAAUGCAUUGGUGACCAAGAUACGGUAACAAUCCAGGUGACAGGGGUUCCACCCAUGAAGUUAAAAUACACUAAAACUAUCAAUAAUGAAGACUUUAAUUUUGUUGACUCAUCGCUGCAACCUGAAUAUUUUGAAUCACCUUUGUUAUCAAAUAAGAAGACUUUUUCGAGAGCAGAUAUUGCAGAUUUAAAGUGGGCCAGGACUUACCCCGUCGAUAUCACACUGGAGUCGUUUAUCAACAGCGAUGGUGUAUAUAGCUAUGCGAUUGACGAGGUGGUUGACGGUCUUGGAAAUGUGAUGGAUUUUAAAGCUUUGUCUCCAGAGGUGCUGGAAAAGUAUGAACUAGAGCACACGUUCCACGCUCACGACCUUCCACGUGCAUCUCUUGAUGAAAAAAUCAACCCUAAUUCAGGUACCAAGAGGUCGUUGUUAUUACAUGUUGAAUCCAGUUCGGCUCAACAGGAUGUUCCGUACCUUGCCGCAAUCAACUACGAACACAACAACGAAAGGUCUACAUUAGAGUAUGAGUUUACUGACCAGAACGCCGAAAUAUUUAUUGAAAACCCCGGUGCUUAUACGUUGACCUCCAUCCGCUCUAAAUACUGCUCUGGUGCUAUUCUUGGCAAAUCCACGAUAGUAGUCACAAAACCUAUCCCUCCUCAAUUGAGCGUCAAGUCAACCCCUAUUCUUGAUCAAUGUAUUGGUCAGGUCGGUUUAAACUUCGAUCUCACCUUUACCGGUGUACCACCAUUUUAUUACACCGCCAAGAUAUACAAGCAGGAAAAUGGCCAACUUAGAUUGCAUGAAAAGAAGGAUUUCAAGUCGCAGGGUACCAGAAAUCAAUAUAGUUAUAACCCAACUACUGAAGGUCACUAUGAAAUUGUAUUUGAUGCCAUAUCUAAUACACUAUUCAAAGAUCCUAUUCCAUUGCUACCAGCUUCUGAUUACACCUUUAACACUUCCAUGCGAGUAAAGGCUAACGCUGUUAUCAAUACGAAAUAUGAUUCCACGUUGUGCCUGGGGGACCGGAGCAAGAUACCCGUGAAGUUCACCGGCGAACCUCCGUUUAACUUGGACUAUGAUAUCGUGGAAACAUCUUCGAACAAAAGGAUAUCUUAUCAUCUCGAGAAGGUAACAUCCUACCACUAUGAUAUACAAACACCGCCAUUUAAUGUAGGCGGUGAUUAUAUCUUAUCGUUAAUUUCCGUCAAAGAUUCAUCAGGAUGUUUGGUACCAUUAAGCGGUAACGAUGCUCGGAUAAAUGUCAGAAGAGACAUUCCUACCGCUGCCUUCAGCCUUGCAAACUCAACUACAAAUGAGUUGAAGAUUAAGGAAGGUUCUACUGCUUUUUUGCCUUUGAGACUCUCUGGUGAACAACCAUUUACAGUCAGGUAUCAACAUAUAAGCAAGGAUGGUACCGCAUCAGGGACAUAUGAAUCUAAAUUCCAAUCCAAUUACAGACCUGUGCUGAAAGUCAAUCAAGAAGGGUCUUAUAGAUUGCUGUCUAUGAAAGACCAUAGCUGCGAUGGUAACGUUGAGUCAGAACUUAUGCCGAAGGUAUCUUUCUUCGAGAAGCCAACGUUCUCCGUUGUGGAACAUAAUAAAAUUGCCAAACUGAACAGUUUUAAUUUUGCUAAAGAGCCUGUCUGUCAGGGCUUUGAGGAAACUGUUGAUCUAUCGUUGGUUGGCUCCGCGCCUUUCACGGUUAUGUACGAAUUAACCUCGCCAAAUGGCCAGAUUACUUCCAAAUCCAUUCAAGUGGCGACGAAGUAUGCAUCCCUGAAGUUACCAAAUGACCAUCAAGGUGAAUAUAUUCUAACUGUUAAGGCCGUUUAUGAUUCCUACUACACACAGCAUGACUUGCAAGGAAAGCCGUUGAGAUCAGCCGAAGUAACUAUAAGGCAGACUGUUAAUCCACUACCAACCGUGAGAUUCGCUGAUAGAGGUAAGACUUAUAGAACAUGUUCAGCCAAUGUUGACCAGCCUUAUUUGUUGGACGCUAUACCACUGCAUAUUAGUGGCGGCAAGGGCCCAUACUCUAUUUCUUUCAGUAUCUACCACGAAAGCACUUCGAAAACCGACUUUUUGACACUUGACAACGUGACGCUAGAUUCAUUUGACUACACACAAUUAUACCAUGGAUUGAAGCUUGGGAAUCACAUCGUCAGCAUUGAAAAGGUUGUAGACAAAAAUGGUUGCAUUAACGAUGCCAUCAUGGAGAAUAAUCACGUACUAAUAUCUAUAACGGACGUCCCAAAGAUUGUGCUAAUGGAUCCAACCAUGGAGUAUUGUGUUGGUGACUAUGUUUCAUACCAACUAAAUGGUGUUGCACCAUUCCUAAUUAAGUAUGAGUUCAAUGGCGUACAACUAAGAUCCAAGGAACAAACCUCACAAUUUGUCAGAUUUGCCAGUGAACCAGGUAUGAUUUCUAUCAAUUCCAUUCAAGAUUCAUCGUCUCACUGUGUCAUAGACUUCUCAAACCCUGCUCUGAAAGCUGAGUUUGAAAGACUUUCUCUACUAGUACAUCCAAUUCCGUCUGUUACUGUCUCGCAGGGUGAUAAUGUUAUUGAAGACAUACACGAAGGUGAUCAAGCAGAAGUGAUUUUUACUUUUGAAGGUACGCCACCAUUUUCUUUGACCUAUGUGCGGACAGAAGAGGUAGAUGGCAGAAAGGGGAGGAGACCUCAAAUUGUAGAAACCCAUAAGGUUACUGACAUUUACUCAUAUGAGUACCGUGUUAGUACCAGUCUACAGGGUACAUAUGAGGCCAUUGAGGUAGCUGACGCCUUCUGCUCAGCGAAGAAUGAUGCAUUUUUCAACAAUUAUUGA